This is a messenger RNA of Vespula pensylvanica (western yellowjacket), 6110 nucleotides long. RefSeq names its product transcription initiation factor TFIID subunit 3 (gene Taf3). Gene Ontology annotation, cellular component: transcription factor TFIID complex. Bases 377 to 3373 code for a protein of 998 amino acids. The record is from RefSeq and is a predicted model, not a curated record. The transcript is spliced from 10 exons. Gene Ontology annotation, molecular function: protein heterodimerization activity. NCBI's taxonomy places the organism in Eukaryota, Metazoa, Arthropoda, Insecta, Hymenoptera, Vespidae.
GUUAACGUUAAAUAAUAUGAUAGAUUUAUUGUCGAAGGAUGAAAUUCUUUCAACGUUUAAUCGUGCAACAACUUUGAUAUCACAUAGAUUGAGUCUGACGUUUUCCUGCGAUCAGUGGUCCCGUUUCACGCGUCGUGGAAUGUCUUGAGCAUGGACAAGAAAGAAGGGGGAAAAAAAUGGCGAGGACGCCUCGCAGUCUGUACUGUUUGUGGUGUUACAAUUUUGACAAAUAUUGUGUGUUUUACGAGGAAAUGAAUUGUUUCAUUGAAUUUUUUGAUUGCGAUUAAGAUACUACGUUAGAAAUGUGAUAUUUGAAGCUAUAUUUACAACAACGAAAGAAACUUCACGCAUUUUUCUAUCGAAUAAGGCUGUGAAAAUGUCUGCUGAUUACAGUAGAUCUGUUUUAAGGAUGGUUGUUGCCCAAAUCUGCCAAACUAUCGGAUGGCAUUCAAUUAAUUCGACGCCAUUAGAAUUUAUGGUAGAUCUUAUGGAAGAAUAUAUUUUACGUAUAUCAAAAUUUACACAUCAAUAUGCAGAAGUUUUGGGAAGAAUAGAACCUAAUCUUGAUGAUUUAGGGUUAGCUUUUAAACAUAUGAAUAUUGAUAUACAAGAAUUAGCAGAAUAUGUAAAAAAUGUAGAUUCAGUUCCAUGUACUAUUGCUGUACCAAAAUUUCCUGUGAAACGUGAGAAUCACUUAAAUUUCCUAAAGCCAGGUAGUCGUGAAGUAGUUACUAGACCUGUACAUAUUCAUGAACAUUUACCAGCUAUGUAUCCAGAUACGGAAGAAGAGUACAUAACAGAUAAGCCUGAAAGUUUAACAAAUGGCAUACAAGAUGUAGCUUCUUCAAAUGGAACAUCAACACCCAGUUCAGUUGAUGUCUCUCCUCAUAGGAUGUCUCCUCAAGUAGUUUUUAAACGUCCAGGAGAUCCUGUUUCCUUUGAAAGUCCUAUAGUAAAACGCGCAAAGGUAUUAGAAGAAGGUAGACCGUUACGUGAGAUACACAGCGUAAUGAUGACUACAUCUGGUUUUUUAUCUCCUGCUCGGGAAGGAAAACUUCCAGAAGCAAGAACACCGCAUCAAACAUGUGCAGAUUCCCCUCAACCAAGUUCUUAUCCUAUGGUACCACCUGAGCUGAAAUGUGAUAAAAAACCAAAGAAGAUUAUAAAGAAAAUACCGGAGGACCGUAAACUUGAUAAAGAAAAUAAAAAGAAAAACAAAGCUAAAGAAUUAUUUAAACCAGAUAAAAUUGAUGACAGUAAAAUAAAAAAAUUAGCUGGUAUGAAAGAGUUAGCUAAAUUAAAGCCAUUAAAGCCAGGUGGUGGUAAAUCGCAAACUAACUUAGCAGGACCAUCCAGUAGACCAUCAACUCCAAAACUAAUACCAUCAAAAUCUACAGGUAGUCCAAAAUUACCUAAAACUAUUCAACUUAAAGCAAAACCAGAAAAAGUAAUAGAUUUGACAAGUAGUCCACCACUACCUGAAAGAAAAGAAGAUAAUAUCGAUAAGCUACCAUCAGAACCUGAUAAACAAAAAUUAAAUAUCUUCAAGAAAAUAUCUAAACCUAGAGAGGAUAAAGAGAAAGAAACCUUUGAACAACACAAACACAAAGAGCUUGAUUCGCGAGAAAGUUCUCCGGGUUUAAUUAUUGAUGAAAAUCUUGAAAAACAUAGUCAUAAAAAUGACACUGAGGUAAAGAGGGAAGAGAAGAAAACACCACAUACGCCAGACGUUCAUGUUCAUCCAGAUGGUGACUUGAUUGAUAUACAGAGUCCAUCCUCAGAUGUUUAUAUGUUUGAUGAUAUGUCACCUCCUGGAACUCCUAGUACACCUAAAACUCCAGAGCUUAAUGUUCCUACUCCUAUUGAUCAGAAAAAGAAAAAGAAGGAGAAGAGUAACAAAAAGAAAGAGUCCAAAAUAAGAAGUCCAAAACGUUGUGUAAGCCCGAAAAAGACAAAGCUUUCCAAUGAUGCUAUGGAAGUAGAUGUAAUGGAUAGGCCCAAAACUCCACAAGCACCUGAACCUCCAGUGCAUAGAGAACCAAAUCUUCCACCAACAUUACCAUUUCCAUUCUUUCCAACAUUUCCAACUGCUCCUGGUCUAAUACCUCAUCCAAUUACUCACCCAAUAUUUCCAAGGUUUCCGUUACCUCUAGGAAGAGGUGGACCUGGUCCACAUCCAGCAAUGCCGAAUUUACCUUUACCACCUCGUUUUCUUAAUCCAACUAUAAAACCAGAAGAUUUUGCAUUAUCAAAAAUGAAACCUGUGGAAUGUGAAAAAUCACCUAGGGAAAUAAUACCUCCUCUAAUGAAAUAUGACGUGAUAGAAAAGGAAAAAGCAGAUAAAAUUAAGGUGGUUAAACAAGAUAAAGAGAUAAUUUCACAUACUCCUGGAAAUAUAAUUGCACCGCCCAUUGUUUCUGCACCUGCUGCACCAAUUAUACCUAUUGCACCCGUACCUGUUGUGCCAUUAUUACCUUCAAAAAAAUCUAAAGUUGAUAAAGCUGAUAAAGUUGAUAAGAAAUCAAAAGAGCAUAAAAAAGAAAAGAAAGAUAAAUUAAAGAAAAAGAAAGAUAAAAAAGAGAAACAUAAAGAAAAGGGAGAGAAGGUAAAAGAGAAAAAAGACAAAGCUGAUAAAAAGGAAAAAGUAGAAAAAAUAAAAGAAAAGAAAGAGAAGAAGGAGAAACGAAAAGAGAAGGAAAAAGAAGAUAAAAAUGCAGAAGCUGUACCAAAAAUUACGUUGAAGAUAGGACCUGCAUCUCCAAGACCACCUACACCAGACAAUACAUUAAUGAAGAAAAUAACAAUUAAGCCGUUGUUGAAAAAACCAGAUGAAGAUACAAAAAGAGAACCUAGUCCAGAAUUGGCCAAAAUAUCAGCAUUGGUAACACGGCCGCCGAAGCAAAAGUCAGCAAGUAAGAAAAUAGAGGAGGGAACAUUAGAUGGCAGCCCUGCUCUUCCUGAUUCUUCUUUCUCUCUCAAUUUUGCUACUGUGCCACUUGCAACAGUUCCUCGAGCAAAAAAAUCUCUGUUUAAAAACCUACCCCAAAGAGAUCCAACACCUCCACCACACUUUGAUCCAUCUCCUAAGCUCCCAAGUCCUCUACUUACGCAACAGCAACCACCACCAUUUUACUAUGAUCAAGGAGGUCGUCAAGUAUGGAUAUGUCCUGCAUGUAAACAGCAGGAUGAUGGAUCACCCAUGAUCGGUUGCGAUGACUGUGAUGCAUGGUACCAUUGGGUAUGUGUGGGUCUACAAGUGGAACCAGCUGCAAAUGAAAAUUGGUAUUGUAGAUCUUGCAUUACCAAAAAACAGGAACUUUAUCACGAUAAGAAAAAGAAGAAAAGGAAGAAAAAAGUGAAAACAGCAGCCUAGUACAAGCUAACCGGAUCUUCUAUGAGGUCCGGUAUGACAGUCGCAACUAGUACCAAAGUUAAAUUGAAGGAGAACAAAAUGAAAGGCUUAAAAAAUAAAAAAGUGUCUAAAACAGAUGUAAAAAUGCAAAUGAAGUCUCUAAAAGGUAAACCUAUUACAGCUAAAGGAAAAGGCACAAAAAAUUUAAUUAAAACGAAAACUGUUAAAAAAAAAAAUAAGAAAGCAAAAGAUGAUGCAAUCCAAUUACAUUGAAAAUAAUGAAACUGAUCUUUUUCCAAAAUAUUGAAUACGGAUAUAUUUAUUAUAUAAAUUUAAUAUUUUCCUUACAAAUUUCAUUUUCGUAACUUUAUAGGUACUUGCCUUUUCUUACAGCGAAUUUAUUUUACAGCAAAGAAAUUGGAAUUGAAUCAUCAAAUUAGUAUAAUAUAGAAUAGUUUAUGCACGAACUAAUAGUUGUUUUAAAAUACCUAAAUAUUCGUUUAAAUUCUAUAAAAUUGCAAUAAUUAUUUAGCAUGUAACAUAUUUUAUAUUUUAUGUAUCUAACAUGUUUACCUAAUAGGAAAGAAAUCUUUGCAAAAUAAUGUAUUAGAUACUGUUACUUCUUAUUUAUACGGAUUAUGUUAAUGUAUUGUAUAAGAGAAGAGCGUGCAAAGAUAUAUAUGAAAAUAAAACGAGAAACGUAGAGAACUUAUUUUAUAUUAGCUUUUUGUUAUAAUCUACAUGCAAGCAAAUAUAUUUCAAAAUGCAUCAAAUAUUUUGUACAAAGUUUGAAGAAGUCUCAUAAAUACCACGAUUGUUUAUAUAGACACUUACAAGAAAUGGGAUUAUAUUCCAUUUCAGACUGGUUAAAUAAUAUAGGAUGUAACAUAAAAUUUGAACAUGUGUAAAAUAAAAGCCGAAGCGCGCGUAGAAAAACUUGUUAAAUAAAUAGAAUGAAUCAGUGAUAUAAAUGCUGGUCAAAAAAGUUAUAAGGAUCAUAAUAUGUGAAAUGUUUAAAUAUACUAUAAUCUAUGAGAGAUAAUGAAAGAUAAAACAUGAAGCAAGUUAUGAAAUUGUUCGAUAUAUAGUAAUAUUACAUAUAUGAACAUUUCACAUAUUUUGAAAAGAAAUUGAUAUCACUAUUGAUGAGGUAUUUAAAUGAAUAUCCUAAAGUUACUGAGAGAGUUCAUACAAAACAAGAUAAUAUAUGUUGGUAUUUAUUUGUAAUUUUAUAUGACUGAGAAGAUAAAUAACAAAGAUAUCUAACUCCUUUUACUUGAUUACAUUACAAUGAUGGCAUACAACCUUCGUCAAAUCCAUUAAUUUAUAAAAAAGAAAAAGAAGCAUUGCAUCUCAUAUGUAAUGCUAUUUUACUCAGUCAACUUUUAUAAUACUAGAUCUAAUAAGAAGAAAUAAUAGGAUAUUAAUAAAAGGGAGAUAAUUAUGCUAAUGUGUAUAUAUGCAAAUAAAUAAGAUUUACAAAAAUGAGCUCAAUGCAAAAUGUAAUUAUCUCUGUAACAUUUAUUUAUUGCUUAUAUUCAUUUCUUUUUGUAUGUAGGAAAUAAUGUGUAAUGUAUACUAUAUGCAUUUUUAGCAAAAUAAUCUGAUCAUAUAUAAGUUUGUGAUAAUUAUUUAUCUAUAUACACAGCAAAUAUUGUAGCUUAUAUAUGAAAAUUGAACUUAUAUUGAAUUAAUUUCUUUUUUUUUUUUCUUUUUCUUUUUUUUUUUUGGGCAAAAAAUUCGAAGACUUGUGUGAAUUAAUAUUAUCUUUGGUGAAACAUAAAAAUACCUUUAAUCGUACUUUUCAUGGUUCAAGCUUUAAAAAACAUAGUAAGCGUUUUUCUGAAAUUUACAUUAUCAUAAGUAUGUACAUCCUUUGUAAAAUCAUAAAUUUCUGUGUGUUCAAAAUAUCAUUGUACAUUUAUGUAUUAAAUUGUGUAAAACAACAAUUUAUAAUAUACAAUCGAUUUAAAUUGUUACUGCAAAACACACAAGUAAUAUAAAGACAUUUAUUUUGUAAUAUACAACUGAGAUGUGUAAUAGUUCAAGUUAAAAAUAUUCUAAAUAUACAAACAGUAACAUAAUUACUACUUGUCUAAGAAGAGUGUACACCUUGUUCAUUGAACAUUGUUACAUAAUGGCACAUAUGUAUUUUGUACAUUAUUCAUUUUUGAAAAUGACAGAAUAAUAUAAAAUAAACAUCUUAAUGAUGGGCUGCCAAUAUAAAACAGGUAUUCCUUCCUUGUUUUACUAUGUAAAAAUAAUUGUACAAUAGCAAUCAGCUGUAUUUGCUCAUUUUCUGUGAUUAAAUAAAAAUAAUUUCUUUAAAUAUAGAAUUUAAUCACAAUACAAUAAGGUAUCUAAAUAAAUACAAUGUGUCAUUGCUGGAAGAAAUAUAAUAAAUAAUUAUAUAGAUUUGUGCAUUAAUAAUAUACAGGAUCUCUCUUUAGCAUAGAUUUGAAAAUUCUACGAGUAUGUUAUUCUAAAACAUAUCUCAGAAACAUGAUUUUUAUAUUUAUUUAAUACAAUAAAAAUGAGAAGAAAAAAAAUCAGAUUGUUAACUAAGGAAACAAAUAUGUUAACAGAAGAGUAUUGUCUUAACACAUAUCUAUUUUGCUCUUUGUAGGGGGUGCGUUUAAUCCACCUAUGUCACCCGAUUCAAGUUGUUUCAAAAGACGAAAUAAUGCUGCUGCUUCUCUAAUACGACUAAAUUCAAUACAAAAUGCUUGUACCUCAAUAAAUAACUCUUGAACAUUAA